Messenger RNA from Melampsora larici-populina 98AG31, 747 nucleotides. RefSeq lists its product as uncharacterized. Bases 1 to 747 code for a protein of 248 amino acids. The record is from RefSeq and is a predicted model, not a curated record. The transcript has 5 exons. Lineage: Eukaryota; Fungi; Basidiomycota; Pucciniomycetes; Pucciniales; Melampsoraceae.
AUGGCUUACUUUGAGGCUCAGUGGGUUCGCCAGCGUGAUUUACAGCUCAAGGCGAUCAACGUCAAAUCUAAGGAGCAACGCGCUCGGGUGACGGUAUUGGUUCAACUUGAAGAGGACCUCCUUGAAACUCGUAAAAGACUGGUCGAGUUGAACCCCGCGAAUGCAGCCAUAAGAACUGGUGAGCAGCGUCACGAUGUACUUGACCUGCCCGCAUCCCUUGCAAAUCUUGAAGCAAAAGUCCAGGAAGUCGCUGACGAAUUGGGAAAUACUGAGUUGUAUAACGUUCGUCGAGGAACAACCAACCGCAUUAAGGCAGUCUUGACGGUCCAGGUAGCACUCGCAGCCCUCUACGAGGCCAAGUUUGAUGUUAUCCAGCAGAGAGCUAAUGCCGCAAUCAGAACCGGUGCCACACAGCAGCCACGCAACAAACACCUGCGUAAGAAGAAGAGGGAUCUAUUGAAAAAGAAAACGGAGACGUACUUGAGACAUGCCACAAAGUACAACAGGCAUUUCCGACCCCCGCACCGUUUGCCACAGUAUCUCAAUGGGACAGCAGAGCUGGAUGUUGAUCUCACGAUCAGAUGGAAAGAGAUGGUAGAGCGCACGACAAAUACCUGGGCCGAAAUCCUAGGGGUCCCCAUCUUCUGGGCACACCCAGAAGAUGAACUUGAGGAGGAAGGAGAACAAGAUGAAUAUGAGGAGUAUGGAUAUGAAUAUGAAUAUGAAUAUGAGGAUGAUUUUAUUUGA